GCUCUGACUCGUGCCUCGAUUGUUUACUGCUGUCUUAUGGGACUUGCAGUCAGUGGAUUCCGGUCGGAAAGUUUGGAAUGUCUGGUUACUAAUCCGCAAACAUCCGAGCAAUACAAAGACGAGCAUGCAACAACUACUCCUCACGAGCAAUGUCCUUCUGACACUUUGCCGGAAAAUUUCCUUAUCAAACGUUUUGGGGCGAUUCUAUUGGAUUGUUGUCUUCGGCCUGUAUCAAAUGGGAGGAUAGCACUCAGUACCACCUCUUUACUGUAUUAUAGCAGCGAUUUCAAAUUCACUUGGCCUUUGUGGAGUAUUCGGUGGUACGGUCAAAAUGGAGGUUAUUUUGUUUUCGAGUCUGGCCGAAAGUGUUUCUCAGGACCUGGCUUGUUUCUGUUCAAGUGCAAGCAUGCAAAGAAGCUGAAUGAUUGCAUCAAUGAACAAAUAGCGAAGCUAUGUUCUCUCACUCGUGAAAUUCAAGCCACAAAUGUUCUUUCAAAGUUCCCUCGUCGUGCGCAUUCCGUUGGUAAAGCACUCGCGGUAGAACUUCGAAUGCUAACUAACCACCCACGACCAAGAAGAUCGGACAUUCGUUUGCUUCCUGACAGUGCAGAGUCAAAUGGAGCACACCGCAUUCCAGGCGGUCGAUUCCCUUCCGCUAUCUGCCCUCUUUCCACGGUUUCACAUUCGUUGUGCUGUUACUCCAGCCGCGUGACUUCCCAUGACGAGAAUUCGCUUCCACUUUGUAGUUCAGAGAGCACCAAUUUGAUAUCGGGUUAUUCUCAUGCACCGGCUGGUGAAUAUUUGAUAGCAGUUGCUCCACAUGGGUAUGUGAACCAUCCGAACCCAGCGGCAUUUGCUCGAGAAGAAUCCGACCGCGUUGCUACUGCUCGUGCCCAAAACAACUACGUGUCAGAACCAGUGUAGAUGUGUCACGCACCCUGUUACCCUCCCCCGAUUUGACGUCGGUUUCUUCCGACUGUUCGUGAAUGUUAGGGAAUACAACCUAACAGGCUUUCCUUUCCGAUUCUACUGGGACCAGCUUUUCCGGUUCAUUAACUAUUUAUUCUCCUUGAUUCAGUUAACAUACACCGAUCACUAGCGCCUAUUUGCUUUAAUUUUUUUUACCUAUUUUGCGCCAUUUUUGAUGCAUUUUGUGUGCUUUUCCGAAGCGAAAUCUUCAAGUGGAUCAUUUGAUUACUCCAUCUUCUCACCACCCGCGUUUUUUCACCAUUAAAGCAAUCACUAUCCAUGUCGCCUUCAACCAUUACUUUCUCAGUUCCCAAACUUCCGAAUUCACCCACUGUAUGCUCCCUAUCGGCUACUUCUCUGAACAUUCUUG
This is a messenger RNA of Dicrocoelium dendriticum, 1339 nucleotides long. NCBI's taxonomy places the organism in Eukaryota, Metazoa, Platyhelminthes, Trematoda, Plagiorchiida, Dicrocoeliidae. The record is from the annotation of a GenBank genome assembly.